CCUAAUAUCAACAGCAAUGGCAGCAUUUGCCUGGACAUCCUGAGGUCACAGUGGUCCCCAGCACUGACUGUGUCUAAAGGGCUUCUCUGCCUAGCCCUCGCCAUCCUGGAACUUGCGCUGUACACCGGGCUAGGCUGGGGUUGAAGGCGUAGCCAUCAUGUCCGACUAUCAGAUGAAAUUUCCGAGGCGCCUGCGCGCAUACAGCUUGCUCUUAAACAAAAUACAUUAACUAAUGAGAGACGAACCAGCGUGAAGCUCUAAAUCGAGCCCACGCCCUGCAGAUGCGGACGAACGAGGACCUACGGGCAGGCCCGCCUCUCGUGGAUCUUCAUUCACCAGCACCCCGCCUCAACUUUACCCUCAGCCUAGCUCGCCUUCUCUCCACUUCCGCUUCCGGCCUCUUGGGCGCGGCUUCUGCACGUCAGAGGCGAGGCUUCCGGCCUCCGGGGCGGGGCUUCCGGCCGUCACUGGAGGCCGGCAGAAAGCUGAAGCUGCUGCAUCGCGGGGACCGUGGGGCGUGCCAUGGCGGUGAACCUGAGCCGGAACGGGCCGGCGCUGCAGGAGGCCUACGUGCGCGUAGUCACCGAGAAAUCCCCGACCGACUGGGCUCUUUUUACCUAUGAAGGCAACAGCAAUGACAUCCGUGUGGCUGGCACAGGAGAGGGAGGCCUGGAGGAGCUGGUGGAAGAGCUCAACAGCGGGAAGGUGAUGUACGCCUUCUGCAGGGUGAAGGACCCCAACUCCGGCCUGCCCAAGUUUGUCCUCAUCAACUGGACAGGAGAGGGUGUGAAUGAUGUGCGGAAAGGAGCAUGUGCCAACCACGUCAGCACCAUGGCCAACUUCCUGAAGGGUGCCCACGUGACCAUCAAUGCCCGGGCCGAGGAGGAUGUGGAGCCUGAGUGCAUCAUGGAGAAGGUUGCCAAGGCCUCUGGGGCCAACUACAGCUUCCAUAAGGAAAGCACCUCCUUCCAGGAUGUAGGGCCGCAGGCCCCAGUGGGCUCUGUGUACCAGAAGACCAAUGCCAUAUCUGAGAUCAAGAGAGUCGGCAAGGAUAACUUCUGGGCCAAAGCUGAGAAGGAAGAAGAGAACCGCCGCCUGGAGGAGAAGCGGCGUGCCGAAGAGGAGCGGCAGCGGUUGGAGGAGGAGCGACGAGAGCGGGAGCUGCAGGAGGCUGCCCGACGUGAGCAGCGCUACCAGGAACAGCACAGAUCAGCUGGAGCCCCGAGCCCUUCCAGCAGGACAGGUGAGCCAGAGCAGGAAGCCGUUUCAAGGACCAGACAGGAGUGGGAGUCUGCUGGGCAGCAGGCCCCACACCCACGAGAGAUUUUCAAGCAGAAGGAAAGGGCAAUGUCCACCACCUCUGUCACCAGCUCGCAGCCGGGCAAGCUGAGGAGCCCCUUCCUGCAGAAGCAACUCACUCAACCAGAAACCUCCUACGGCCGAGAGCCCACAGCUCCUGUCUCCCGGCCUGCAGCAGGUGUCUGUGAGGAGCCAGCGCCUAGCACUCUGUCUUCUGCCCAGACAGAAGAAGAACCUACAUAUGAAGUACCCCCAGAGCAGGACACCCUCUAUGAGGAACCACCACUGGUACAGCAGCAAGGGGCUGGCUCCGAACACAUUGACAACUACAUGCAGAGCCAGGGCUUCAGUGGACAAGGGCUGUGCGCCCGGGCCUUGUAUGACUACCAGGCAGCUGAUGACACCGAGAUCUCCUUUGACCCUGAGAACCUAAUCACAGGCAUCGAGGUGAUUGACGAAGGCUGGUGGCGAGGCUAUGGGCCUGACGGCCACUUUGGCAUGUUUCCUGCCAACUACGUGGAGCUCAUAGAGUGAGGCCGAGACCUGGCGUCCUUCUCCACCACAAGUGGAUUCCUUGUCGCCUAAGGAGGAGGCCAAAGAAUUAAUAUUUGGCACUCUUCCAGGAAUGGGACUUGAGUGAGGACAAGACUUCCUCUGCCUUGAGUGCUCCUGUUACCCCAGAUGUAGCAGUGUCCCACUGCCCCCCGCCCCCCCAAAUGCUUACCGCAGCCUCUAGGCCCUCUCCAGCCUUACACUUGACCCCAGUGGGGAUGGCAUAUUGAGCCAAGGUGAACCAGUGACCAGCUCUGAUGACCUCUGUCCAGGGACAGCAGCACUGAGACGUUGGACUCAGAGCAGGCAUAUCUGGGGCCACAGUGUACUCUUGCCUUUCUUUCUGGGUGGCUUCUAAGGGUGGUAGCUGCAGCUGUUUAGAAAGGCCCUUGGGAAUUGUGAACUUAAAAGAGAAUUGCUUUUAGCAAAAUCUUGACCAAAGUCAGACUAGCCCGUGAGUUUUGAGACAGCAGGGAUGUUUUCUCACAGGAGGCUUCUCCACCUUGUUUCUCUCCGUGUCUGCUGUGGAAGGAGGGAUGGGACGACCAAGCUUCCAUCUCUGGGAAUGUGCACAUUCAAAGACGUCAUGUGGUUCAUCUAUUGCGUGCUAUACCCUGGCUCAGCCCAUCCAUGUCUGAUAAACGAAUCUAAGCAGUGCGGUGAGGCCCACAGCCCAUCUGCCCCGCUUGUGACCUGAAUGGGGGAGAAAUCCAAGCUUAGGCUCUGUAUUUGCAUCGUACCUGAGUGUGUACAUGUGUGUGUUCACAUAUGUGCCCUCAGACUCUGUUUAGCCUCCUACAGGAAGUAUAAGUGAGCAGACAUGAUGGUGCAUGCCUGCAAUCUCAGCAUCACAGGGAGGCAGAGGCAGGUGGAUCCCUGAGUUCAAGGCCAUGAGCCUAGCCUGGUGUUCACAGUUCCUGGACAGCCGGGGUUAACUGGUGUAUAAAUGAUAUAACUGA
Molecule: messenger RNA, 2810 nt
Organism: Mus musculus (house mouse)
Lineage: Eukaryota; Metazoa; Chordata; Mammalia; Rodentia; Muridae
Gene: Dbnl
Product: drebrin-like
Exons: 14
Coding region: 523-1833 (436 amino acids)
Biological process (GO): postsynaptic actin cytoskeleton organization
Cellular component (GO): podosome; cell cortex; perikaryon
Molecular function (GO): structural constituent of postsynaptic actin cytoskeleton; actin binding
Source: RefSeq, a predicted model, not a curated record